CAGCAGGCGGCGCUGUGUCGCUCAACAAAGACUCUGCGACAGGCCGUAAACCGUCACUGAGAGGACAAGAUGGCGUCCGGCAGCGGGUCCAGUAAGAAUGACUUCCGCAGGAAGUGGGACAAAGAUGAGUACGAGAACUUGGCCCAGAAGCGUCUGUCUGAGGAGAAGGACCGGGAGAGGAAAGAUGGCAAAGUGGCUCCGCCGGUCAAGCGGGACCUCCUGCGUCACCGUGACUACAAGGUGGACCUGGAGUCCAAAUUGGGAAAGACCAUCGUCAUCACCAAGACGACCCCCCAGGCCGAGAUGGGCGGGUAUUACUGUAACGUCUGUGACUGCGUGGUCAAGGACUCCAUCAACUUCCUGGACCACAUCAACGGGAAGAAACACCAGAGGAACUUGGGGAUGUCGAUGAGAGUCGAACGUUCGUCUCUCGAUCAGGUGAAGAAACGUUUUGAGGUGAACAAAAAGAAGAUGGAGGAGAAACAGAAGGAGUACGACUUUGAGGAGCGCAUGAAGGAACUACGAGAGGAGGAGGAGAAGGCGAAGGCCUACAAGAAGGAGAAGCAGAAGGAGAGGAAGCGGCGGGCGGAGGAGGACGUGGACCUGGAGGAGGAUGACGAGAUGGCGGCGGUGAUGGGGUUCUCUGGCUUUGGCUCCUCCAAGAAGAGUCACUGACACUUCCUGGAGGCUGAGCAACCACAACCAGACUGUAAAGACAGGAAGUCAUGCUUUUAAUUUGGUAGUCUCUUAUUUCCAGAGACGUGACGGACAAAAUAAACCUUCAAGUUCAUGCUGAUGAAAAAGUUAAGUUUUGAUACAAAAAUGAUUAGUUGUUAAGUGAAUUAUUAACAUUGAGAAUUGUGUCUUAUAAUCCAGAAAAGUAUCUUAGAAGUGAAUUAUUCAAGUUGUUAGUAUCUCAGUUCCAUUUUUUGUUGUAAAUAAACCGUAUUUUUUGUUUUUAA
Messenger RNA from Gasterosteus aculeatus aculeatus (three-spined stickleback), 962 nucleotides. RefSeq names its product zinc finger, matrin-type 2 (gene zmat2). The record is from RefSeq and is a predicted model, not a curated record. NCBI's taxonomy places the organism in Eukaryota, Metazoa, Chordata, Actinopteri, Perciformes, Gasterosteidae. Gene Ontology annotation, biological process: mRNA splicing, via spliceosome. Gene Ontology annotation, molecular function: zinc ion binding; nucleic acid binding. Gene Ontology annotation, cellular component: U4/U6 x U5 tri-snRNP complex; spliceosomal complex.